Molecule: messenger RNA, 555 nt
Organism: Closterium sp. Naga37s-1
Lineage: Eukaryota; Viridiplantae; Streptophyta; Zygnematophyceae; Desmidiales; Closteriaceae
Source: the annotation of a GenBank genome assembly
AUGGGGGGGGCAGCUCUGACUGGUACAGGUGGGACAGCGGGUGCGGUUCGGUGCGGUUCUGUGCAAUUCAGUGCGAUUCUGCGCGGUUCUGUGCGGUUCUGUGCAGUUUUGCGGGGUGGAGAGUACCGGGUGGGCCAGCUGAUUCUGGGUGAGGUGACUGGAACAGGUGGGGCAGCAGCUCUCGCUGGAACGGGUGGGGCAGCGGGUGCGGUUCUGUGCAGUUCUGUGCAGUUCAGUGCUGUUUUGCGCGGUUCUGUGCGGUUCUGUGUGGUUCUGCGGGGUGGAGAGUACCGGGUGGGGCGGCUGAUUCCAAGUGAGGUGACUGGAACGGGUGGGGCAGCAGCUCUGGCUGGAACGGGUGGGGCAGCGGAGUACCGGGUGGGGCGGCUGAUUCUGGGUGAGGUGACUGGAGCGGGUGGGGCAGCAGCUCUGGCUGGAACGGGUGGGGCAGCGGGUGCGGUUUCGUGCGGUUCUGUGCAGUCCAGUGCGGUUCUGCGCGGUUUUGUGCGGUUCUGUGCGGUCUGCGGGGUGGAGAGUACCGGGUGGGGAGGCUGA